Messenger RNA from Talaromyces rugulosus, 3648 nucleotides. RefSeq lists its product as uncharacterized. The record is from RefSeq and is a predicted model, not a curated record. Lineage: Eukaryota; Fungi; Ascomycota; Eurotiomycetes; Eurotiales; Trichocomaceae. Bases 1 to 3648 code for a protein of 1215 amino acids. The transcript is spliced from 3 exons. Gene Ontology annotation, molecular function: calcium-activated cation channel activity. Gene Ontology annotation, cellular component: plasma membrane.
AUGGAGAUCAGAGACCUAGGGCACGCCCUUGAGGGCAAUGGCACUGGCCACAGGAGCCAGGGUAUCUCUCUCAAGACCUUUGUGGCAUCCUUGGUGACAGCCCUUAUCGUCUUUGCUAUCGAAACACUCUUGUUCAUGCUCCUUAAGGGGAAAUUGAAACGAAUAUAUCAACCUCGAACGUACCUCGUACCAGACCGCGAGCGAACCGCACCGUCACCCCCUGGCCUGUUCCGCUGGAUUAUUGCCGUAUUCAGCACGUCGAACUCGGAAUUCAUUCAGAAAUGUGGCCUGGAUGCUUAUUUCUUCCUGCGGUAUCUCCGCAUGCUUCUGAAGAUCUUCGUGCCCCUGGGCCUGUUCAUUCUACCCAUCCUGAUUCCGCUGAAUAAGGUCGGAGGGAAAGACUACAACCUGAUGAGCAAUGCCAACAACACUAGAUGGAACGUGUCUGGGCUGGACCAACUUGCCUGGGGAAAUAUCACUCCGGAACACACAAAUCGCUACUGGGCACACCUAGUAUUAGCAGUGCUUAGCAUCAUCUAUGUCUGUGCAGUCUUUUUCGACGAACUUCGAGGUUACAUCCGCCUUCGACAGGCGUACUUGACUUCACCACAGCACAGGCUGCGAGCCUCCGCUACUACAGUCCUUGUCACGGCAAUCCCAAAGGACUGGCUGACUUUAGAGGCCUUGACAAAACUCUACGACGUGUUCCCCGGCGGAAUACGAAAUAUCUGGAUUAAUCGAGAUUUUGAUGAAUUGAACGAAAAAGUCAAGCUACGAAAUAAACUCGCCUUGUUACUAGAGGCUGCAGAGACCGAGCUUCUCAAGCUGUGUAAAAAGGCCCACAGAAAACAAGUCAAAGCCGAAGCCAAAACGGCCGGGAAGACGCCCAAAGACGUCGCUAAUACUGAAGAAAAAGAAGAGAACAAGCGAGCUACUCAGUUGGCGAUGGAAGCUGGCAUCAGCUCCGGUGACCCUCACCAAAUUGCACACAAUAUUCAAGAGGCUUUGAAGCUAAAUCAACAAUCCGAAAAGAAAAAAUCCCAUCGGAAACGGAAAAGGCAGCUACUCCCUGCCGUUGGGGGUGGAAUCACUAGUACCGUAGGUCGUGGUGCCAAUGCUAUUGGAAAGACCGUCGUCAAAGGUAUCAAAAAGGUUGAGGGGGGUGUUGAUGGACAACUCGGUCAUACUCCUGGCUUCGCCACCUUGCCAGAGAGUCAGCAUGUUGCCUCAAAUGACAGCCAUAAUGCCGAUGGUGGUGAUCUUACUCAUUCUUUUACUCAGUCCAGCCAAGGAAGCGACCCUGGCUAUGCCAAGUAUGCUUCAGAGCAACCUGUGAAAUCAGACCACCAGCCUUUUAGUGAAGACAACACUGGUAAUCAACAAACCGCAAAGCGCCCCGGCUGGGGACGGAGAUCGUCGUCUCUUUCAAAGUUGAGUUUGAGAGCGGAACGAAACCCGCAGGUUGAUCAACUUCCUUUAGCUAGGAAUGCUGCUUUAUCAGAGUCAGAAGAGCACAUAGCUUCUCGCUCUCGGAGCUCGAGUAACGGAAGUUCGACUGAUAGCGACAAUGAGUCUAAAAGCGACGUGUACCCUGUUGCUUAUAACGAAGACUACGAACAAGAAUGCGGAAAGCCAGUGUGGCAAACCUACAUUCGACAAAAGGAUCGAGAAACAAUGCGCUUGCCCUUGUUUGGUUUCACCUGGAUGCCGUCUUUGCCCUUGAUAGGUAAAAAAGUCGACACCAUCGACUACUGUCGAAAGGAGGUUGCACGACUAAACGUCGAAAUUGAAAUUGAUCAGCAACAUCCGGAAAGGUUCCCUCUAAUGAAUUCUGCUUUCAUUCAAUUCAACCACCAGGUUGCUGCUCAUAUGGCUUGCCAAGCUGUCAGCCACCACGUUCCCAAGCAAAUGGCUCCUCGAGUAGUAGAAAUUUCGCCGGAUGAUGUCAUCUGGGACAACAUGUCAAUCAGAUGGUGGGAACGAUAUCUGCGAAGUGGUGGAAUCAUUAUAGUCGUCUGCGGUAUGGUGGUUGGCUGGGCUAUACCUGUUGCUUUUACCGGAGUUCUCUCUCAACUCUCUUACCUGGAGGGAUCUUUGUCAUGGCUAGCUUGGCUAUCAAAGUUGCCUCAGUGGUUCUUUUCGGCUAUUCAAGGUGUCCUGCCUCCGCUUUUCCUCGCGAUCUUGAUGGCUAUACUUCCAUUCAUUUUGCGAUUCUUGUCGAAAACCCAGGGCUUGCAAACUGGCAUGUCCAUUGAGUUGACCGUUUCCAACUACUAUUUUGCGUUCCUCUUUGUUCAGGUGUUUCUUGUGGUUGCCAUUGCAGCCAGUUCCUCGACGAUUCUGGACACGGUUGCAGACAUCACUAGUUGGCCUUCGCUUCUUGCCACCAACAUUCCCAAAUCUAGUAACUAUUUCUUUUCUUACAUGAUCCUUCAAGCCAUGUCUGUCAGCGCUGGAGCUCUGGCUCAAAUUUGGAGCUUGGUCAAAUGGUUUAUUCUUGGACCGUUGUUCGAUGUCACCGCUCGCAACAAGUGGGCUCGUACUACGAACUUGGAAACAAGGAAAUGGGGUACAUUUUUCCCAGUGUAUACUACACUGGCAUCCAUCGGACUUAUUUAUUUGGUCAUCGCUCCCUUGAUUGUGAUAUUCAACUCCAUUACAUUUGGCUUGUUCUGGUUCGUUUACCGGUACAACACGCUCUAUGUCACAAAAUUCCGCUUUGAUACUGGCGGUCUUUUGUUUCCCAAAGCCAUCAACCAGCUAUUUACUGGACUCUAUGUGAUGGAGCUGUGUCUGGUUGGUCUAUUUUUCCUUGUGAGAGACGACAAGAACACUGUUGCUUGCCAAGGCCAGGCAAUCAUCAUGAUCAUUGUCCUGAUCAUGACUAUUGGGUAUCAGUACUUUUUGAACGAAGCGUUUUCCCCACUCAUUCGCUAUCUACCCAUUACAUUGGAGGAUGAUGCCAUCCGCAGAGACGAAGAGUUUGCACGAGCCCAACGCACGCGCCUUGGACUAGCGUGCGAGGAAGACGAAGACGAAGACGACGAACAGCAGCUAGAUGAGCGAGGUAGCGAAGAUGAAAGUGGACAGAUUGAGCUACAAAAAAUCACGGCCGAGAACGAAGGGCAGAAGAAUUCGAAAAAUUUCCUGACCAAGAAUCUAGACGCCAUUGGAAACGUCAGCAAACGCGUCGCCUCCAAACCAGUGUCUUGGGCAGAUCGAUCACAGGUCCGUCGCUCCAAAUACUUUGGAACAAACGCUGGACGCGACGUACCAGGAAUUCAAGAUCUGCGCGAAAAGCUAGCCCUUGAAGCCGAAGACGCCGAAGCGACUGCUGGCACCGGCGCACAAGCGAUCGGACGUGCCCUUUUCGCCGGCAUUUCCGAUGAACUCGAAGAUUUGACACCAGACGAACGCGACCAACUGGUGCAGCGAGCAUUCCAGCACGAGGCUUUACGGGCUAAACGUCCUGUGAUUUGGAUCCCCCGCGAUGAUCUCGGCGUCAGCGACGAUGAGAUCUACUGCACUCAGCGGUUCAGCAAGCAUAUCUGGAUUAGCAAUGAAUAUCAAGCCCUGGAUAGCAAGAAUCGAACGAUAUUCAGUCGCAGUCCGCCCGACUUUUCUGAAGUCGACCUUAUACAAUUGUAA